Molecule: messenger RNA, 933 nt
Organism: Vigna unguiculata (cowpea)
Lineage: Eukaryota; Viridiplantae; Streptophyta; Magnoliopsida; Fabales; Fabaceae
Product: protein FMP32, mitochondrial-like
Cellular component (GO): mitochondrion
Source: RefSeq, a predicted model, not a curated record
AGUGGCGUUGCUGACCAACAAUCUUGGACAAAGAGGCGUUUAAUUCGUGCCCGCCUCUGCAGACUGCACUUCUCUUUUUUUCUCUCUUUGCCCAAAUCUCCAUAUUCCAACUUUGCAGUUCACAUCUCUGGACUUUGAAUGGCUUUGUGCAAACGCGCUUUUCAUCUGUGUUCCAAUCAUCGUCUCUUUCUGGCCAAGUACCGCGACCUCGACUACUUACUCCCUUCUUUGACGUUGCAGAGUAGCAGGCACCUUUCGCAGGUCAUGAACUCCAACCUAAAGCGCGCGUUCCUGGUCGACACACUUGCGCUGGUAAGGGGUUUAGAGGCCAAAGGAGUUCCGUCCAAACAAGCCGAAGCGAUAACUGCUGCAAUCACCGAAGUUCUGAAUGAUAGUUUGGAAAAUGUAGCUCACUCUUUUGUUUCAAAAAUCGAGAUGCAAAAGUCUGAAGUGCUUCAAGAAUCGAGUCUGUCCAAGUUCAAGUCUGAAGUGCAAAGUUCUCAGGAGCAUCAUUUUUCUCUGUUGCAACGUGAGACUGAGAAGCUUCGUGGUGACAUUGAGAAGAUGAGAAGCGAAAUGAGAUACGAGAUUGACAAAGUCACUGCUGGACAACGUCUAGACCUGAAUCUUGAAAGAGGACGCAUACGAGAUGAGCUUGCUAAUCAGAACGCUGAAACCUCCAGUUUGACAAACAAACUCGAUCGGGAAAUUCAUGAACUAAGAGCCCAUGUAGAAGCUGCAAAGUAUGAUGUGAUCAAAUACUGCAUAGGUACUCUUGUUUCCAUAUCCGCAGUGGGUCUCGCUGUAAUCCGCAUCAUAUUAUAGUCUUCCGUAAAUUGAGUGGAGGUGAAUAGUACUAUUUGUAUUGACGUCUCUGUUUACCUUUUUUCUGAGCAAUUCCGUAAAAUACAAGGAUCACCCAUUUUUUUUCCA